Equus caballus (horse) is the source of this 3839-nucleotide messenger RNA. RefSeq names its product phosphofurin acidic cluster sorting protein 1 (gene PACS1). The record is from RefSeq and is a predicted model, not a curated record. Gene Ontology annotation, molecular function: transmembrane transporter binding. Gene Ontology annotation, biological process: protein localization to plasma membrane. Lineage: Eukaryota; Metazoa; Chordata; Mammalia; Perissodactyla; Equidae.
CGCGUGCGUGCAGCCUCUCGCUCGCUCGCUCGCGCGCUCGGGCGGGCGGGCUGAGGAGACGAGCCGAGCCCCCGCCGCCGCCGCGGGAGAAGGCUGGGCGUCUGCUCGGCGUCGCGGCGAUCCCCGCAGCCCCGCUCCCCCACCCCGGCCGGGCCAUGGCGGAACGCGGAGGGGCGGGCGGUGGUCCCGGAGGCGCCGGGGGCGGCAGCGGCCAGCGGGGCUCCGGGGUCGCCCAGUCCCCGCAGCAGCCGCCGCCGUCGCAGCAGCCGGCGCCGCAGCAGCCGACGCCCCCCAAGCUGGCCCAGGCCACCUCGUCGUCCUCAUCCACCUCGGCGGCGGCCGCCUCCUCCUCGUCUUCGUCCACCUCCACCUCCAUGGCCGUCGCGGUGGCCUCGGGCUCCGCGCCUCCCGGCGGCCCGGGGCCAGGCCGCACCCCCGCCCCCGUGCAGAUGAACCUGUACGCCACCUGGGAGGUGGACCGGAGCUCGUCCAGCUGCGUGCCCAGGCUGUUCAGCUUGACCCUGAAGAAACUGGUCAUGCUAAAAGAAAUGGACAAGGACCUUAACUCAGUGGUCAUUGCCGUGAAGCUACAGGGUUCCAAAAGAAUUCUUCGCUCCAACGAAAUCAUCCUUCCAGCUAGUGGCCUGGUGGAAACAGAGCUCCAGUUGACCUUCUCCCUUCAGUACCCUCAUUUCCUGAAGAGAGAUGCCAACAAGCUGCAGAUCAUGUUGCAAAGGAGAAAGCGUUACAAGAACCGGACCAUCUUGGGCUACAAGACCCUGGCCGUGGGCCUCAUCAACAUGGCAGAGGUGAUGCAGCAUCCUAACGAGGGCGCUCUGGUGCUCGGCCUGCACAGCAACGUGAAGGAUGUCUCUGUGCCUGUGGCAGAAAUAAAGAUCUACUCCCUCUCCAGCCAGCCCAUUGACCAUGAAGGAAUCAAAUCCAAGCUGUCUGAUCGUUCUCCUGAUAUUGACAAUUAUUCUGAGGAAGAGGAGGAGAGUUUCUCAUCAGAACAGGAAGGCAGUGAUGAUCCAUUGCACGGGCAGGACCUGUUCUAUGAAGAUGAGGAUCUACGCAAAGUAAAGAAGACCCGGAGGAAACUCACCUCCACCUCUGCCAUCACCAGGCAACCGAACAUCAAACAGAAGUUCGUGGCCCUCCUGAAGCGGUUUAAAGUUUCAGAUGAGGUUGGCUUUGGGCUGGAACAUGUGUCCCGGGAGCAGAUACGAGAGGUGGAAGAGGACUUGGAUGAACUGUAUGAUAGUCUGGAGAUGUACAAUCCCAGCGACAGUGGCCCUGAAAUGGAGGAGACAGAGAGCAUCCUUAGCACUCCGAAGCCCAAGCUCAAGCCCUUCUUUGAGGGGAUGUCGCAGUCCAGCUCACAGACAGAGAUUGGCAGCCUCAACAGCAAGGGCAGCCUCGGCAAAGACACCACCAGCCCUAUGGAAUUGGCUGCUCUAGAAAAAGUCAAAUCUGCUUGGAUUAAAAAUCAAGAUGACAGCUUGACUGAAACAGACACUCUGGAAAUCACUGACCAGGACAUGUUUGGAGACGUGAGCACAAGUCUGGUUGUGCCAGAGAAAGUCAAAACCCCCAUGAAGUCCAGCAAAACGGAUGUCCACGGCUCUGCCUCUCCCAGCAAAGUGGACGGGGUGCACACCCCGCGGCAGAAGAGGAGCACCCCCCUGAAGGAGCGGCAGCUCUCCAAGCCCCUGAGCGAGAGGACCAACAGCUCCGACAGCGAGCGGUCCCCCGACCUGGGCCACAGCACACAGAUUCCACGAAAGGUGGUAUAUGACCAACUGAAUCAGAUCCUGGUGUCAGAUGCAGCCCUCCCAGAAAAUGUCAUCCUCGUAAACACCGCCGAUUGGCAGGGCCAGUACGUGGCAGAGCUGCUCCAGGACCAGCGGAAGCCUGUCGUGUGCACCUGCUCCACUGUGGAGGUCCAGGCCGUGCUGUCCGCUCUGCUCACCCGUAUCCAGCGCUACUGCAACUGCAACUCCGCCAUGCCGCGGCCGGUGAAGGUGGCAGCCGUAGGAGGCCAGAGCUACCUGAGCUCCAUCCUCCGGUUCUUUGUCAAGUCGCUGGCCAGCAAGACCUCCGACUGGCUUGGCUACAUGCGCUUUCUCAUCAUCCCCCUUGGUUCCCACCCUGUAGCCAAAUACUUGGGCUCAGUUGACAGUAGAUAUGGCAGUACCUUCCUUGACUCCAGCUGGAGAGAUCUGUUCAGUCGCUCAGAGCCCCCAGUGUCAGAGCAACUGGACGUGGUGGGGCGGGUGAUGCAGUAUGUCAAUGGGGCAGGCGUGACGCACCAGCUUCCUGUGGCUGAAGCCAUGCUGACCUGCAGGCAUAAGUUCCCUGAUGAAGACUCUUAUCAGAAAUUCAUCCCCUUCAUUGGCGUGGUGAAGGUGGGUCUGGUCGAAGACUCUCCUUCCACUGCAGGCGACGGAGACGACUCGCCUGUGGUCAGCCUUACCGUGCCCUCCACAUCACCGCCCUCCAGCUCGGGCCUGAGCCGAGACGCUACGGCCACGCCUCCUUCCUCCCCGUCCAUGAGCAGUGCCCUCGCCGUUGUGGGGAGCCCCAACAGCCCAUAUGGGGACGUGAUUGGCCUCCAGGUGGACUACUGGCUGGGCCACCCUGGGGAGCGGAGGAGGGAAGGUGACAAGAGGGACGCCAGCUCCAAGAACACCCUCAAGAGUGUUUUCCGCUCAGUGCAGGUGUCCCGCCUGCCGCAUGGUGGGGAGGCCCAGCUUUCCGGCACCAUGGCAAUGACUGUGGUUACCAAAGAGAAGAACAAGAAAGUUCCCACCAUCUUCCUGAGCAAGAAACCUCGAGAAAAGGAGGUGGAUUCUAAGAGCCAGGUCAUCGAAGGCAUCAGCCGCCUCAUCUGCUCAGCCAAGCAGCAGCAGACCAUGCUGAGAGUGUCCAUCGACGGAGUCGAGUGGAGUGACAUCAAGUUCUUCCAGCUGGCGGCCCAGUGGCCCACCCAUGUCAAGCACUUUCCAGUGGGACUGUUCAGUGGCAGCAAGGCCACCUGAGGGCCCUGUCUCCUGGCCACUCUCCCUCCUGGCACUGCCACCAGCCUCACCGCCUGUGGGCAGGGGGAGGCCCGCAGGCCCGGGCCCAGCACCCCUUUCCUGGCCUUGGGGCCUAAUAUCACUUGCCCAGUCCUGAAGGACACUGCCACUGGGGAUACUGCUCCCCUCUCCACUGCUCAGUCCCAUCCCUGGGCAGCCCCCUCCCUCCCUCUCUCCUUUUCCUCCUCUCCCUCCUGCUCCAGGCCCAAGGCAUGUUGAUUUUGCCUUCUGGUGCCGUCCCUGGAAUUGAGUCCUCUGGGCCUUCCUUCACCUGACUUCCAGCCUCUUCCCCUAUGUGGCACCGGUUCCCUUCCUGGAAAUAGGAAACCUGGAAUCCUGGCCCCCAGCAGGGAGCCCAGCCCGCACCUCCCGCCACCUCUCGGUUUCUAAAGCCCAGCUGCCUGCCACGAAUGGGGGCCAGGGCCACUUCCCACUACUGCGUGGUUCUCCCCGUGGAGGGUGAGAGGGUACCCUGAGCCCAUGGGACUGUGUGCCCCUUCACAGUCCCAGGACCAGCUCCCUGCUCCCUCACCCCCAGGAUAGUGUUUCUAUGGUGAUGCCAUGUAUUUCUGAGAUGGAGGGGCCUUUCCGGCCCCCCAUGCACGACUUCCUCACCACCCCUGGUCCCCUCUAGAUGUUGCAUAUGUCCUUGAGCAUUUCUCUGGUUCUCUGCACGGCCAGUCUCUUGGUGGUUCCGUGUGAUUCGCCUGGGCACCGGUCCCUGUCUUUGUGGCUCCUCCCUUGUGGAUGAUUCUCCUC